UUGUAGCAAUGGGCAUGGUAAUGCUGACUGGAUUUGGAUUGGCUAUUGGAUGUCUUAUACUACACAAGAGGAAAUAUGUUACCCUACUAGACCCAAACAAGAAAUACAAAUUACGCCUUAUUUACAAAUCAGUUAUAAACCACAAUACUCGAAGAAUGCGGUUUGCACUUCCAACAGUUUUUCAUACCUUGGGACUUCCAGCGGGCAAACAUGUGUAUAUUUUAGCUAAAAUUAAUGGGAGUCUUGUAGUGAGACCAUACACUCCAGUGUCCACUGAUGAUGAAAGAGGAUAUGUGGAUCUUGUGAUAAAGAUAUAUUUCAGAGGGCAACAUCCCACAUUCCCAGAAGGAGGAAAGAUGUCUCAAUACCUGGAUAAUCUUUCCAUAGGAGAUGUAAUUGAAUUCCAAGGUCCAAGAGGGCUUCUUGCAUAUAAUGGAAAAGGUGAGUUUGGAAUUCAAAUAAACAAGAAGUCUCCUGUUGAGAAGAAAUUUGCCCGACAGGUUGGAAUGAUUGCAGGAGGAACAGGUAUCACCCCCAUGCUACAGCUAAUACAGACAAUACUAAAAGACCCUGAUGAUCUGACUAAAUGCUCCCUACUGUUUGCCAACAAGUCAAAGAAUGAUAUUAUUCUUCGUGAAGAACUCCAGGAGCUAGAGCGUAAACACUCUGGACGCUUUAAAGUCUGGUUUGCUGUGGAAACGGCUCCUGAGGGUAUGAUUAUAUCAUUUUUAAGUUGUAUGCAUAAGAAGUGAGUUCUUAACCUAGCCUAGAGGAACUCUACCUGAAACUAGCUACUAUAGACCAGCUCCAUC
Xenopus tropicalis (tropical clawed frog) is the source of this 812-nucleotide messenger RNA. It is a transcript of the gene cyb5r1, whose product is annotated as cytochrome b5 reductase 1. NCBI's taxonomy places the organism in Eukaryota, Metazoa, Chordata, Amphibia, Anura, Pipidae. The record is from RefSeq and is a predicted model, not a curated record. Gene Ontology annotation, molecular function: oxidoreductase activity; cytochrome-b5 reductase activity, acting on NADH. The transcript is spliced from 7 exons. The coding region runs from base 9 to 752 and encodes 247 amino acids.